Molecule: messenger RNA, 1704 nt
Organism: Ochotona princeps (American pika)
Lineage: Eukaryota; Metazoa; Chordata; Mammalia; Lagomorpha; Ochotonidae
Gene: CDKN1C
Product: cyclin dependent kinase inhibitor 1C
Exons: 3
Coding region: 82-1182 (366 amino acids)
Biological process (GO): regulation of cell cycle
Cellular component (GO): nucleus
Molecular function (GO): cyclin-dependent protein serine/threonine kinase inhibitor activity
Source: RefSeq, a predicted model, not a curated record
GCCCUUUAACUCCCGCCCCCCCGUGGGUGUGUGCGCGCGGCCAGUGGGCGGUGCGCGGGGGCCGGGCCGCGGCGAGGGCCAAUGGGCACGGUGUUGUUGAAACUGAAAAUACUACAUUAUGCUAAUCGCGGCGGGGCCCGCGCGCGCGGGGGUGGGGCCGGCGCGUAUAAAGGGGGCGCGGGCGGCCCCCGCGAGCCACAGGCCGGGAGCUCUGUGCUUGAGGGUGCAGGCCAGGCUUGGGCGAGCGAGCCAGCGAACCAGCGAGCCAGCGAGCCAGCACCGAGGGGGCGCGGUUGCCACUCGGACGAAGCGAGCCAGUUGGACGAAGGAACGGCGCGCGACGCGACCCACAGCAUUUUAGCCAUGGAACGCAUGGUGGCCCGUGGAACCUUCCCGAUGCUGGUGCGCACCAGCGCCUGCCGCAGCCUCUUCGGGCCGGUGGACCACGAGGAGCUGGGCCGCGAGCUGCGGAUGCGCCUCGCCGAGCUGAGCGCCGAGGACCAGAACCGCUGGGACUUCAACUUCCAGCAAGAUGUGCCGCUGCGUGGUCCCGGACGUCUGCAGUGGAUGGAGGUGGACAGCGAGUCGGUGCCCGCCUUCUACCGCGAGACCGUGCAGGUGGGGCGCUGUCGCCUGCUCGUGGCGACCCGACCCGCCCCCCCGGUCGCCGUGGCUGUCAUCCCGCCUCCCGAACCGCGGGACGCCCAGUUCCUCGACGACCUCGAGGAGCCGCCGGAGCAGCCGCCCAACGACCCGGCCCCGGCCCGGGCGGCCACUCCGCCGCCGGCCCCGCCGGCCCCAGCUCCGCCGGCCCCGCCGGCCCCGGCCGCGGCCGCAGCAGCCGACCCGGUCCCGGACCCGGACCCGGUCUCCGAUCCGGAUGCUGACGAGGCGCCGCAAGACGGCGCCGAGCAGGGCGCGAUCGAGGCGCAGGAGGCGCUCGCGGAGCAGCUCAACUCCGGGAUGUCUGGACGCCCCGCGGCCGGCUCCGCUACUGCGGGCGCCAACGGUGCGGCCACCAAGAAGCUGUCCGGGCCUCUCAUCUCCGACUUCUUCGCCAAGCGCAAACGCUCCGCGCCCGACAGCAAGGCGCCCGGCGACGGCCCCGCCGGCUGCCCCGCUCCCAGCGCCGCGCCCGGCCUGGGCGCGCCCGAGCAGACCCCGCGCAAGCGCCUGAGAUGAGCUAGGUGAGUCCCCGCCCGCCGCGCCCCGCGCCCCUGCGGGGUUCCCUCCCCGCGGCGCCCCGCGCUCACUGCCCCCUCCUCUUCCCCGCAGUUUGGAGCCCAAAGAGCCCAGGGGCAUUGGCGGGGGCAGCAGACGGGAGGAGCACGGGGCCUCGGCUGGGACCGUACAUGUAGCAGCGACAGACAGCGACCGCCGCAGGGCGUGUCGCGGUCCACCCCGGAGACUGUGCAAUGAUCGGGCGCGCGUAACCUACCUGCACGUGUCCUGUGCGAGAAGUUCGCGGGUUCCCAAGGUGUGAAGCUUUAAAGAGUCACUUGUGUGGAAUGUGUAACCUCUGCUGAGACUCAGUGCAUCGAAAGAGAAAAAUCAAAAUUAACCCAUGUAUAUUUGUACAAAAAACUUAAAAAAAAAACAAAGCUAUACUAACUUAUAUGUUGUAUUUAUGUCCGGGCGUGGAACCGCUGCACCACGCCACCCUGGUGAUUGGUUAUGCCAAAGCCUGAAUUCCACCUGCAUCCG